AUGUGCUUUUUUGAGAAGGGAUAUACUAUACAAUUAGAAAGUUGCUAACUUUAUCUUGUGUUUACAUUAUGUGAGAUUAACAGAAACAAAGACUUUUGUGAAGUGAUUUCGUGCAGUGAUAAGAAACAAACGCCUUCUUAUAUUUUGUGCAUGGUUUUCACAUUUUAUUAUUCAUCAGUUUGGCUAACGAUUAUCUACAGUUUUAAAUAAUGACAUUUGUGUACCACCACAGAGAUGUUGACAAUUAUGUUAUUUCUAAAGUUUAGUUUAUAGAUUAUUUUGGAAUCACGCAGAAGAAAAACAUCUUAGAUGGAAUGGGAGGUUAAAUGUGAAGUUUAUUAACAGUUUACUUCAUUUCUAUCUUUCAUAUUGGAAACAAUUAAAUAAAGCAACUUUCGUUGAAUAGUAUAUAAAUAUCUAACCACAUUUAAGUGUUAAAAGUGCCUUAAAAAUGGAAACAGUUUGGCAAGUAAGGGAGGCAAAUGGACAUAACAGAGGGGAAGGGGGACAACUCUUAUUUGAAGACAGUGGCUCAGAAAAGAGAUUAAGCCAUGAAAAAGACAUGUUUAACCAUGAUAUAGUUACUAAAUGACAAUAAAUUGACGAUUAAUUAACCCAAAGAUCUUUUAUAACCGAGGCAGCCGUGUAAACUUUGACAAGAAAAGAAAUAUUUACUGGUUUUCUAAUGCGAGAAGUAUGUUAAGUCUCUCAGAAGACGGGUUAACAAGUGGAUUUGUUUAACUGACAGUACUGGCCACAAGAAUUGCAAGGGAACUUUAGAUAUACGAUAAGAUAAUAUCCUGAAUUUGCAUGUGGCUUCGGUAUACUUGAUUAUGAGUGGAGUUGACAUUUAUAGAUUUAUCAGAAAAUGACAGACCAUUGAGAAAAUAGCGUUAAGACUCGAAGUCUCGUACAUAUAGAGAGUGCAGUUAUAUAUUGUUAUCUAUAAGUGAGUUAUUUUAAAAGUGUAGACUGUAUAAGGAAAAAAGAAAUGGAAGAUGUUUGGGAAACCCGACAGGUCCAGGAUGAUCAAGGGAACCUCUUGGCGGAGCACCAUAGGGUGUCUAGAGAUAAAGCGCACAGUGAGAAUUGCCUGGAGAGAACGCUGCACUGUUUAAGUCACGUGCCUUGCGCGUCCUUAGUGGCAUGGAUCGUUUUAUUUUUAGGUCUUGGCGGAGUGACUGGCAGUCUCCUGAUUGGCGCAGACAGAACACGUGACCUGCUGGAAGAUGAUCGAAUAUUAUGGUUCAUGGAAUUCACCUUAAUCGGGGUCAUCUCGGGAAUGUUUGUAAUUGGCACGUGUUUGUUGAUAAUGUGCCAUUACUCGAGCGACCCGAACAGUCGCCAUGCAUUCAACACCUCAAGAAAAAAUACGUGUGCAAGAGGACUUAACAUAUUUAUGCUCGUGCUGUGUUAUAUCCUCGUGCUUGCCUGGGUGUUUGCUAGUGCUAUAUUAACCAUUCCUGUAGGUGCAUUCACCCUCCUAAUCAUCAUGAAGGACUACCAGGAUGUUAAAACCAUCGACCUGGCAAAUUAUGGGUGUCAUUCUAGAAUCAUUACCGGUGAAGAACUGGAGAGAUUUGUAAAUGAGGGUCGGGAUUUGUUGAUCUGCUACACGGCAGCUUACUUCUCGGCUGUGUUCAUAAUCAUCAGCUUGAUCCAUUUCCUGAUGUGUAUAAGCGCAAACAUUACCCACCUUCGUGAUGCUAGAUUUGCUACACUUAACGCUUACGAAGAGGCGGAGGACGCUCAAAACGCUAAACAACUUAACGAUACAACAAUGUGACUUCCGGUCACGUGAUAUUUCAGGCACGUGAUACCCACUAAAAAUAAGUGGCUCUAAUAUUUUGGAUUUUCGAUCUCAGAAAAAAGUGUAAUUGAGCAGUGUAAUUACAAAGUGCAAUAAGUCAAAAGAGAUUAGAAAAACAGAUGGAAUACUCAGAUAUAAAGUGUUGUUAGUAGAUUAAAAAGUAUUUUAGGCGUUUGAAUAAAAUAGUUUGAAUAAAAUAGACAAAAAGAGAAGAAAUAUAUUUUCAAAGAAGUCAAGGAAAGAAAAAUGGACGACAAGUUUUAGAUUAGUUAUAUGUUGAUGCUUCUACUAUUGGUUUGCUUUAUAUUUCGGUGUUGAUUAUUAAACUGGAUUACAUGCAUGUUGUGUUUUAAGAUAAGGUUGAAGGA
Ruditapes philippinarum (Manila clam) is the source of this 2178-nucleotide messenger RNA. RefSeq lists its product as uncharacterized. Gene Ontology annotation, cellular component: plasma membrane. Gene Ontology annotation, biological process: neuron projection development. The record is from RefSeq and is a predicted model, not a curated record. The coding region runs from base 992 to 1786 and encodes 264 amino acids. Lineage: Eukaryota; Metazoa; Mollusca; Bivalvia; Venerida; Veneridae. The transcript has 8 exons.